UGCUAGACUCCGGAAGAAGAUGGCUUGGAUCUUGCUCCUUUGCCUGCAAACUUGUCUGGCAGCAGCUGAAAGCAACACAGACGUCACCAUGGUGAAUGGGAUUCUGGGGGAGCCAGUUACUUUCCCCUUAAAUAUCCAAGGAUCUCAGGAAAUUGACAACAUUGCUUGGAUGAGUUCCAAAACAACUUUUGCUCUUGUACAACCAGGAGACGCAGGAAGAGCACCCCACGUUAUUUUGACCCACGAAAAUUAUAAUGGGCGAAUAAAUGUCUCACAUCAGAACUACAACCUGGAAAUCAGCAAUCUGAGGAUGGAAGAUGAGGGGAUCUACAAAGCCAACAUAAAUACAAAAGUCUCUGGGAAGGUACUCACCACCACCAGGAGCUACAACCUUCAAGUCUACUGUAGACUUGGAAAGCCGAAAAUUACUCAGAGUUUCAUGACAUCUGUGAAUAGUACCUGUAAUGUCACACUGACAUGCUCUGUGGAAAAAGAAGAAAAGAAUGUAAUAUACAGUUGGAGUCCUCUGAGAGAAGAAGGUAGUGUCCUUCAGAUCUUCCAGACUCCUGACAACCAAGAGCUGACUUACACAUGUACAGCCUGGAACCCUGUCAGCAACAAUUCUGACUCCAUCUCUGCCCAGCAGCUCUGUGCAGAUAUUGCAAUGGGCCUCCAAACUCAUCACGCUGGGUUACUGAGUGGCCUAGCUGUGGUCUCUCUGUUUACAAUCAUUCUGCCUUCAGUGCUUUUGUUUCUUUUGUGCAAGAGAGAACAAGAUGCUACCUCAAAGAAAACAAUAUACACAUAUGCAAUGGCUUCAAGAGACAUCCAGCCAGAAGAGUCCCGAAUCUAUGAUGAAAUCUCCCCAUUCAAGGUGCACCCCAUGAAGGAGAAGCCAGUAAACACGAUUUAUUCCAUAGUGCAGUACUCUGAUAAGAUAGAAAAAACCAGCACUCGGGACAGCAAACCUCCUGGGACUUCAAGCUAUGAAUUUGUGAUCUAGGCUGCCAGACGACAGCAUUCUCUCCAUGGAAACUGGAGUACAACCACAGUUAAUGGCAGAUGCCCCAGACCCAGAUUUUCUUUGUCCAGAUCUCACCUGAAGAAUGCAAAUCACCACAUCCCAACAUGUAAGCAAAGCAGGAAACCCUCUGCUGCUGGGCAUAGCUUGUGACUGUUUAGACAGAUGGACACGUACCCUUUCUGAAAUGACUGCCUUCUGGACGAAUGAUAAAGCAGGUCUUCCAACACAGUGUUUUCCAAUCUUCUUUACAUCACAGCACAUGUAGAAAAUAUUUUCAUGGCACAAUGGGGUAAAUAAUCAAGAUUGCUCAUGUCCAGAGGCUGCAUGUGGCUGGAGGCUUCUCAUGACUGCAGGUGAUGACCCUUCUCAGCAAUUCCAUACAUAAGAGAGGAUCAGUAUUUUGCACACCUAUAAUAUGCCAUGGCACAUCAUCUAGAAUGCUCUUCUCACAUUCAAUAUAUGUAAGUAGACCUGGUUUUUUGGCUUUCACCAGUCCAUACGGCACCUUGGACAAAUUAAGUAAAGGCACCCUUUUCCUGAGGCAGAUGUAGCCCCUCACCCAAGGGCAUGGUUUGGCGAGUAGAGUGUGGGCUGCAUUUCAGUCUCCACUUGCCCCUUUGCCCAGAAAUCUUCAUUCAGGGUACAACUGGCUGGACUAAUGCCUAUGUGUGGCAUAGCACCUCAGCAAGAAUAUGUGCUCCUACUCUCCCCUAUCCAUUUGCACAUUCUUCAAUGCCCAGCUCAAAUAUUACCUCCUUUAUGAGGCUUUUCCUGGUCUCAUCAGUCAAAUUAAUUCUGGCUCUUUUUUCCACUUCUUUUUUCUCUUGUUGGUCCUUCAAUCACUAUAAUUCAUUUCAUUCUGCCUUAUAGUAUAGACAAUUAUUUGUUUCCCUCUACAUUGUACAUUACUAAAGGGCAAGAUCCAUGACUUUAUGAUUGUGAAGAGGUGAUCAUAAGAGGUAAUAGCUCUAUUCACCUCUUCCUCCACCAGCAGCCAAUAUAGUGCCUUGUACCUAAUUGUGAGCAAUAAAUGCUCACAAGAGAAUUGGAAGUGACAAGCCAACUCAUAUAGAAGGUACAUAUCAGAAAUAUCAAUAGAUAAAAGCCAGUAAAUACAAUGGAAUAAAAUUAUGGCAAAUAUUAAAUAUCAGGAUGCCAACAGCAGAGGCUACUCCCAGUAUAAGGACAUUCUGGAGAGAGAAGAAUUUCAGAGUUAAACCAACUAAGAAAUCAACUGAAGCAAAGAACCAGGUGUGAGAAGAUGAAAGGCAGCCACCCUAGGGAGGCAUGCAAAGGAAAAAAUAAAGAGACUUGGUGAUAAAGGAUAGAGAAAUUCCAAGAUGACACUGAACAAGCAAGCUGAGUUUCUCCUAAAAUAAAAACCCUUAGGUGAAUUGAGGGAUUGAACAUCCUCCUUCUCUAAACUGUCCCUGUCUUCUCCUGGUGUGUUCACUCAAAUUCCUAGUCUCCUAAUGCCCCAGUGAAAAAUGUGUGUGUUGAGGGGAAAGAAAGAAAGAAAGAGGAGAGAAGAAACAGAAGCAAGUGUUUUAGGUCUUCCAGGAAAACAAACCUGGGAUGGAAUUAGCACACAGGAAUUCUUAAAGUUGCCUUCAGGACUCAAGACUGCCAUGUUGUUAUUAUUAUUUUUGUUACAUUCUUGUCUCUUACUCUCUUUAUAAAAUCUUUUGAUUUAUGAAGAUGUAAGCUACUCACCCCAUUCCCCAGGGCUCAGAUUCUCCUUCUGUAAAAUGAGUGAGAUCUUAUUUUCCCCUUCACAACUUUCCAGAUGAACUAGAUUGUGACCAACAGAUCUAUAAAAUCAAAAUAUUCUUUCAAUGGAACAAGAUCUUCAAUCAGACCAAAGAUGUGUCAGUUUUGUCUAAAUGCGCUUGAAGCUGAAAUUUCCGGAGCAGGGCCCUCUAGUGGAAAGUGAUGGUAAGCCAGGACAGUCCCUCUGCAAGUCAGCGUGGGCUUAACAGGUAACUGAGAAAAUUGAAAUGUUGCAGCUCAUGCUUCUAGAAAAAGAAGUCAAGCUGAUUUUUAAAAAAUCUACAGAACACUCUAAACUACUUGGCUGGGUCACCUCUGGAAACUGGGCAUGGGAAAGAAGGAGCCUGGCUGGUAUAGGCUGUGUUAACACAGAACAGUUCUUAGGUUCUGCCAGGAGAAAAGAAAUGGCUGGGCUAUAUUUUC
Pteropus alecto (black flying fox) is the source of this 3217-nucleotide messenger RNA. RefSeq names its product CD84 molecule (gene CD84). Bases 20 to 1003 code for a protein of 327 amino acids. NCBI's taxonomy places the organism in Eukaryota, Metazoa, Chordata, Mammalia, Chiroptera, Pteropodidae. The record is from RefSeq and is a predicted model, not a curated record. Gene Ontology annotation, cellular component: external side of plasma membrane. The transcript is spliced from 7 exons. Gene Ontology annotation, biological process: regulation of macrophage activation; negative regulation of interleukin-6 production; positive regulation of tumor necrosis factor production.